Messenger RNA from Zootoca vivipara (common lizard), 738 nucleotides. RefSeq names its product tetraspanin-6-like. The record is from RefSeq and is a predicted model, not a curated record. Gene Ontology annotation, cellular component: plasma membrane. NCBI's taxonomy places the organism in Eukaryota, Metazoa, Chordata, Lepidosauria, Squamata, Lacertidae. Gene Ontology annotation, biological process: cell migration.
AUGAACGAAAAAGGGAUUAGUAAUUUUGAAAGAGUUGUUAAAAUUUGUUUAUGGCUGGCUGUCUUCCUUUCCUGGAACUCUGGAGUUGUGCUAAUCUGCAUUGGAGUAUCUGUUCACAUGAAGCUCUAUGAUGCUUAUGUGGUGAUAAAUGAUGCUGCUUCAAAAGUCCCUGUGAUCAUAAUGGUUAUUGGCACACUUGUCGCCCUUGUGUCAGCCAUUGGGGGAAGUGCUCUACGAUCACAGUGUCCUUACAUGCUCAAAUUGUUCAUAGGCUUAUUGUUGGCACUGUUGGUACUUGAAAUCACAGUUGGUGCUGCCGCCUACACUUGCAGACAUAAGUUGCAUCAGACUUUCUUGAGCGAUACCUUGAAGACAUUGGACAAAUAUAGUGAAGAAGUGCAGAUCACCAAACGGGUGGACUCCUUACAGACAGAGUUCCAAUGCUGUGGUGCAGAGAACUAUACCGAUUGGCUGAACACAACAUUUGGAUCUCUCUCUUCAUCUGUCCCAAUAAGCUGUUGCAGAGUGCCUGUGGAAAACUGCAUCACAGAUCUAAGCAAAAACACAGCAGGCAUUAACCAGCAGGGGUGUGUUCUAAAACUGAAUAAUUGGGUUGAAGAGCACAUUGCUAUACUUGGAGGGGUUGGGAUUUUUGUUGGAGUUGCACAGCUAACUGGGAUUCUAUUUGCCUAUCUGCUGCUGAAAACGCUAAAAGAAACUUAUGAACAUAUUGAGUAA